UUUAUUUCAAGAUCUAUUACUUUUAGAUCUUUCAAUUGUAAAUCUUUUCUUCUUAUAUAAGACAAAAAAAAAAAAUGACAGAUACCAAGGAAAAGAAUACAGAAACAAAUAAAUUAAAAACUAAAAAGAUCAAUACAAAGUUGAUUAACAAAAAUGAAUCUAAUAUAAAGAAAUCAACAACACUAUCUAACAACAAGAAAGCUAGUGAGGAAGAUAAGGCAAAACAGCUUACGCCAGGACAAAAGUUAUUAAAGACGAUGACUGCACAAAAGGCAGCCAAGUUGGCCCUUAUGAAGGGUGUGAAAAAUACGCAUGUAUCAUUUGACGAUGAGGGUAAUGAAGAAAAAGUGGAGACAGUAGUUCAGAUGACGAAAAAGGAUCGUCCUGCUAUGAAAAAACCUGAGCCUAUGAAAAACAAGCGUAAGAAGGAAGAAAAAGAAAAGGAGGAAGAAAAAGAAAAGAAAAUGCCAAAAAAGGCUAAAAAGCCAAAAACAAAAGCAACAAAUAAUGAAAUCGCUACUAAAAAAGAUACAAAACAAGAAGAGGCACUUGCCUAUGUUCGAUUGUUUGUUAAUGAUCGUAGCUCCUGGAAGUUCAAGAAAGUCUUGCAGAUUUGGUUACUUCAACAUUUAUACGAGAUACCUGAAAGUGAGUUUGAUAAUGUGUUGAAGUAUUUAAAAGAUCUUCAAGGUUCAGCACGUGAGAAAGCAAUAAAGGAAGCAGAAGGAAAGAUUCCAGUAAAAAAAGAAGCUACUAUUAGCCAUCAUUUGACAGGAUAUUCAACUGUAAAUAAUAAUGAUAAUAGCAUGGACGAUGACUUUGAUGCUGAAAAGUUAUUAGCACAAGCAAUGUCAGCUCCUUUACCAAAAGCAGAAGAAGAAGAAACAACAGAAACUAAACGUGCAAGAUUGAUUCUAGAGACUCUUUUAUAAAAAAUAAUAAAACAUGUUGUAUAUAUAAGAAUUAGAAUGUAAAGUCAAACAAACCCUUAUAAUAAAUGAAACUUUAUUAUAUCAAAGGGAGAUUAUUGAUAUUAGCAGAAACAAUGAAUUUUAUUAAAUUAAGGGGAGGGAGAAAGGAGGGGGGGGGGAAAAGAUAAUUUAGGAGAAAGGGGAGGGGGAAG
Messenger RNA from Cokeromyces recurvatus, 1123 nucleotides. RefSeq lists its product as uncharacterized. The record is from RefSeq and is a predicted model, not a curated record. The transcript is spliced from 4 exons. Bases 75 to 932 code for a protein of 285 amino acids. Lineage: Eukaryota; Fungi; Mucoromycota; Mucoromycetes; Mucorales; Mucoraceae.